Molecule: messenger RNA, 7440 nt
Organism: Ictalurus furcatus (blue catfish)
Lineage: Eukaryota; Metazoa; Chordata; Actinopteri; Siluriformes; Ictaluridae
Gene: abca5
Product: ATP-binding cassette, sub-family A (ABC1), member 5
Exons: 39
Coding region: 541-5502 (1653 amino acids)
Biological process (GO): lipid transport; transmembrane transport
Cellular component (GO): intracellular membrane-bounded organelle; membrane
Molecular function (GO): ATP binding; ABC-type transporter activity; ATP hydrolysis activity
Source: RefSeq, a predicted model, not a curated record
UGCAUGUUUAUUUACUGUCUAAACGGAAGAGGAGCAUGUCCCGCAUUUAGCCAUUUUCUCUUUAGACCAGGAAAAACGUCCUAGAAGUAAGACAUGACUUAAUGUAUUUCAUAUGUAAGUCCGUUUCGUUUGAGUCAGCGCUUUAACAUCGGAUAGGGUGCCGUUUUCUGUCACUAGGUUAGCUUAGCUACCUGUGUUUACUUGCUAGCAUGACAGCUAACUAACAUGUUCGCGCGCUCGUCAGCUCGAUGCGUUUCUCUUUGAUACGACUAAUAUGGAAUGAAUAAUUUAGGUUAGUAAAUUUGCAAGAAAUUGCUUAGGCACUUUGCGGAUAUAUAGCUGUUCAGCUCAGCUAGCAUUUCGCUAUAUAAAAUAAGUCAUAAUUUAGACAGUAGUCCAGACUGUAAAAUUAUAACCAGCUGUUUGGAAAGUGGUUUACAAGACUGAAGUGAGACUUCCAGCCACUGUCCACAUCAACACAGCUGUGCUAUUGAGGUGCGAUCUCGUCCCUGUCCCAAUCUGCUAAAGCGUGCUGCAAGAAUGCAGUCUAUAAGCAGAAGAGAUUCUGGAGUGUGGCAACAAACCAGGGGCCUGCUCUACAAAAACAUCCUCAUCAAAUGGAGAACCAAGCAACAAAGUCUGCAGGAGCUGAUCCUUCCUCUGCUCCUUUUGGGCCUUCUCAUCCUCAUUAGUAUGCUAAACCCACAUAUCUCUUAUGGCAGCAUCAGUACUACUAAUCUUGGUGACGAUGAGUACGCGUCAUUCAGAGGCCUGGGCUACACGCCUGUAACAAAUGUCACAAGUCAGAUUAUGGAGGAGGUCGCACAAGAGCUACAAAUGCAGGAACGAUUGGAGAUGUUCUCUAGUGAAGAAGACCUGGAAAACGCCAGCCUGUAUGAGCCACUUGGCUAUGUGGGUGUAGUGUUCAUUGAUAAAAUGUCCUACAAGCUACGUUUCCCCUACUCCCACGUCCCCCUAACUAGUGUCUACACUGAGUCAACUGCAAAUUGUUACCAAGAUUCUUCAGACUGCCGUGCAGCAAACUACUUUUACAAUGGGUUCAUACGUCUGCAGUCACUGAUUGACGCUGCUAUCAUACAGAUGCAGACGAAACGUUCAGCAUGGAGAGAGCUGAAGUUGCGUGUGGUAAUGAUGGGUCACCCAGGCUCAGUGGAGGUCCAGAAGUUUCCUCAUGCGCUUAUCUCCAUCUAUCUAGUGCUGGCCUUCACACCAUUUGUCUCCUUCCUCAUUGUCAAUGUAGCAGCUGAGAAAGAGCAUCGGCUGAAAGACACCAUGACCAUGAUGGGACUGUAUGACACGGCAUUCUGGCUCUCAUGGGGUCUUCUCUAUGCUGCCCUGGUGACAACGAUAUCUGUUCUUAUGGCUAUUAUUGCCACAUGGACCCCUCUCUUCUCCAACAGCAAUUUCCUCAUCAUCUUCCUCCUCAUUUUCCUCUAUGGAAUAUCCACUAUCUUCUUCUCCUUCAUGCUGACUCCUUUGUUUAAGAAACCCAAGUUUGCAAGUACAGUGGGCUCCAUGCUGACCUUGGUGUUUGGCUCUCUGUCUCUGUUUACUGUGCUGAUGAGGGACUUUCCCCAGCUGGCUGUCUGGCUGCUCUGCCUGCUUUCCCCCAGUGCCUUCUCAAUAGGUAUUGCACAGGUGGUGUAUCUGGAGGCACAGGAGGAUGGGGCAGUCUUCUCCACUCUGGCUAAUGGCCCUCAUCCACUCUAUGUGCCACUGCUUAUGCUUUGCUUAGACUGCAUCCUCUAUCUGCUGCUUGCCAUUUACCUAGAGCAGGUUUUGCCAGGGGAGUUUGGAAUGCGACGUUCUAUGAUCUACUUCCUGAAGCCUUCUUAUUGGUCAAGACGCAGGAAGCGCUAUGUGGAAGUGAGCUCUGUGUAUGAGGCAGAGGUGAAUGGAACUCCUACAGCUGAUGAAUCAGUAGAGCCUGUUUCUCCUGAGUUUAGAGGCAAAGAAGCUAUCAGGAUCUGUAACAUCCGUAAAACCUAUAAAGGGAAAGACAACACAGUGGAAGCAUUGAGAGGUUUGACCUUUGAUAUCUAUGAAGGCCAAAUUACAGCUCUGUUGGGUCACAGUGGAGCAGGAAAAUCUACCCUCAUGAACAUCCUGUGUGGCAUUUGUCCUCCAACAGAAGGCUCUGCUACCAUAUAUGGCUCCCCGGUGGCGGAAAUAGCAGAUGGGGUUGAGAUGAAGCAGCUUGUGGGGAUCUGCCCUCAGUUCAACAUCAUCUUUGAUGUGCUGACUGUAGAGGAGCAUCUGAAGAUUUUUGCAGCUAUUAAAGGCAUUCUGCCCUGUGACAUUGAUAAUGAGGUUAAGAAAGUUUUGAAGGCUCUAGACCUGGAGAAGAUCAUGGAUGCCCAGGCCAAGAACCUGAGUGGAGGUCAGAAGAGGAAGCUGUCUGUGGGCAUUGCAAUUCUAGGAGACCCCAAGAUCCUGCUUCUGGAUGAACCUACAGCUGGUAUGGACCCAGUGUCUCGUCACCAAGUGUGGUCAUUACUGAAGAGUCGCAGGGCAGGCAGAGUUACUGUCCUUAGCACACACUAUAUGGAUGAAGCGGACAUACUUGCAGAUCGUAAGGCAAUUAUCUCUCAAGGCCAGCUGAAAUGUGUGGGUUCUUCUCUCUACCUCAAAACUAAAUGUGGUGUUGGCUACCACCUCAGGAUGUCUGUGACUGAAACCUGUGAGGUAGACAGCCUCACAUCAUUGGUCAAGCAGCAUGUUUUGAAGGCUGAGUUGUCAAGGCAACAGGAAGCUGAACUCACAUUCACAUUGCCUUUUGAGAGCAUGGAAACAUUUCCAGGACUUUUUGCCAAGCUGGACAGUAGAUCUGACUUGGGCAUCAUAAACUACGGUGUUUCCAUGACAACAUUAGAAGAUGUCUUUCUGCGUUUGGAGGCGGAAGCGGAAGUGGACCAGACGGACUACAGUGUGUUUAACCAGGAGAAGGUAGAAGAAGGAGGUGACCCCUCCUGUCUGGAUGAUGUGGACCAGAGACUUCUGACCUUCUCAGAAGGCAGGCAUGAUGCAGUGACUGGCCACACCCUCUGGACUCAGCAGUUUAGCACUGUGGCCUGGCUCCAUAUGCUCAACCUGCAAAGGGAGAAAAAACCCAUCAUAUACAAUGUGACUCUGUUCCUGGUCUUCUUGACUGCAGUGCUGGUUGUCUCACUGGCUACGGGGAAUAUUAAGAUCCACUCCCCUGAGAUACAGUUAAAGUCUAUUUAUCUGCUUCGCAGCCAUGAAGCACCUCGCAAAUAUGCCACCAGCUUGCUCGUGCUCAACUCCUCUGAUUCAGAUAUAUCAGGCUUCAUUCAUAAUCUGGAGUCCCAGGACAUUAAGGUGGAAAUAAUGAGGAAACCAGACUACAUGUCUGCUGCACCUCACAGUGCUGCCAUCAAUGUAACAGGUUCCAGUAAGGGUUUUAAUUACAUUGUAGCCUUUAACAGUACUACAGUACACUCUUUGCCAAUGGCAGUGAAUGUUCUGAGCAACGCUCUCCUCAGAGGCUACAAUGGUACUGGUCACAUAAACACCUGGACCAAACCCUUUGACUAUCAAAUUGCAGAUUCAACAGCUCAGGCUGAGGUUUUCAUUGAGGCUGUGAUACUGAGUAUGCUAGCAGCUGGAAUGCCAGCCUAUUUCGCAAUGGACCAUACACGAGAUCGAGAGAUAAAGUGUCAUUCAACAUUGAGGAUCUCUGGUUUGGUGCCGUCAGCAUACUGGUGUGGGCAAGCAGCUGUAGAUAUCCCCUUCUUCUACCUCAUCCUCAUCUGUAUGACCUGCACAUUGUUCGCUUUUCACUCCACAGACCUGCUUUCUAACAGCAAUGUCUUGGCUGUGAUUAUUUCUCUCAUUGGUUUCUGCCCAGCCAUGAUCCUCUUCACGUACUGUGUGUCUUUCAUGUUUACUAAAGUCCAGAGCAACAGAGACUUUUUCUCCGUCAUCUCUAUGAUGGUUUGUUUAGUGUCUGCCUGCAUGGUUCAGAUGGUCUUUGUGAAUGAUAAUCCUGGACUAACACGUUUCCUACAUAAUGUGCUGUGUUUCUUCAACCCACUGUAUCCUCUGAUAGGGUGCUUCAGCUGCAUUACCAUGGCUACAUUCUUAAGUCCUUACCAUGAGGACUUCCUUUGGAAGAAUUUACUUAUUGCUGUUAUUUCUCCCUACUUCCAGUGCAUUUUGCUUCUGUUUUUGCUGCUAUGGCUAGAGAACCGCUAUGGAGGCCAAACUAUGAAAAAUCACCAGCUGUGCAGGGUUUCAUGUAAAACCAAGGGCAAAUUGCAGUGGAACCCAGAGGAGAAUAGUAAUGAGGAUGAGGAUGUUAUGAUGGAGAAGGCUCGAGUGAAGGAGGCCCUCACCUGUCAGUGCUGUGAAGAGAAACCAUUGGUGGUGGUGAGUAACCUGAGGAAGGAGUACCUAGUGAGGAAAGACGGCUUCUCCUUAAGUAAAAAGAGAAAAGUGGCUGCCAAGAACAUCUCCUUCUGUGUCAGAAAAGGUGAGAUCCUGGGGCUUCUGGGACCUAAUGGAGCAGGGAAGAGCACGAUCAUGCACAUGCUCUCCGGAGAGACGACUCCUACUGCAGGACAAAUUUUAAUGGGAGACUAUGGCACAGAGUUCAGGCCAGUGGAUAACCCACUUGAGCAUGUAGGUUACAGCCCCCAGGUAAACCCACUGUGGCCUAGGAUCACCCUACAAGAGCACCUCCAGAUCUAUGCUGCCAUUAAGGGUUUACACCACAAAGAUGCACUGAACAUCAUCAGACGUGUUGUUAAUGCACUGGAGUUGAAGGAGCACCUUCAUAAACAGGCUAAAAGUCUGUCUGCAGGCCUUAAGAGGAAGUUGUGUUUUGCAUUAAGCAUGCUGGGGAACCCUCAGAUUGUGCUCCUAGAUGAACCUUCAUCUGGGAUGGACCCCAAGUCUAAGCAGCGAAUGUGGAGAGCGAUGCGUGUGGCCUUUAAAAACAAACAACGUGGUGCUAUCUUAACAACGCACUACAUGGAGGAGGCAGAAGCUGUGUGUGAUCGAGUGGCCAUCAUGGUUUCAGGCCAAUUACGUUGCAUUGGUUCCAUACAGCACCUAAAGGGGAAAUAUGGUCGAGGUUACAGUCUGGAGAUUAAACUUCGAGAAGAGCUCACAGGCCUCCAGCAGGUGGCACUACUACACAAGGAGAUACUAAGGAUCUUUCCUCAUGCUGCACGCCAGGAGAGUUUUGCCACCUUGAUGGUUUAUAAGAUUCCAAUGGGGGAUGUUAAAUCACUAGCCAAAGCUUUCUCUCAGUUAGAGAGUGCUAAGCAAAACUUCAAUUUUGAAGAGUACAACUUUUCCCAGUCUACUUUGGAGCAGGUUUUCAUGGAAUUUGCUAAAGAACAGGAGAAUGAGGAGGAUGACGUGGGCUCUCUUAGCACCACAUUCCAGUGGCAGCGGCUACCGCAGGAUGGCAGAGCGUCCGUCAAUCAUUCUGAUAGUAUUGUGUACCAGUUGUGAGCCAGCCCUUUCAGCCUUCUGUCUCCCCCUACCAUCUCUGUGUCUCACUCCAGAUAGUUGGUGCCCCAGUACUAGGUGCCACUGCUAUGAGGGUCUGCAGAUCCAUGGAGUUGGCACGGGCACCAACAUGACUGCAUUAUUCACAUCUCAGAUGACACUCGCAGAUUCCUAAGCUUGUGCUGGGAUUUAAAAAAUCUUUGAGACUGAGAGAUUUUUGAAUUCCCACCCCCUUAUUUAUUCUACAUACCUUUGCUACUUACUGGCCUUUGUGAACAGGUUUAUACCACGUUCACUUGUGUCUUGAGCUUAUCUUCCAGCUGCUGGGUGAUGUCAUGCGUGUUGAAUCAGUCAACAGGUAGAAAAGCAAUGCAACGGAGGCGUAUCGCUGAAUCACUUAUUCACAUCAACACUAAAAAGGUGCUUUUAGUUUUUGUAGCAAGAGAUCUAAAGCGUAUAUGCUCUUGUAUGUGCUUUGUUCUUGGGAAUCUGAUGCAUGUGGUUGAAACGUCACAAGCACAGUGUGAUGGCACUGCCGAGACAUACCAGCAUGUUGAGUCUCUGCUUCUCAACCCCACCAUGAGGCAUGAGGAGUGUCCACUGCCUCUGCUGCAUCAGCGGAGCUCUUGGACUCCUUUUCCAACACCAGCACACGCUUCAGGCCCUUAGACAUUCAGCUGUCCAAAGACUGAUGCCUGAUCAGAAGGUAUAGACCUGUACACAUCAAUAUAGGUACUGAAUGGCAAAUGAUUUCACAAAGCAACACCCCCCCCCGUUUCUCUUGUGUGUGUGUGUGUGUAAUUUUUAUCUUUUACUUUCCUUGGGGCCUUCCUUACACCUUCCUGUUCUCGUGUAAAUGUCAUAAAUGAUUGAAUGUAGAAUGUAGUUUCCCAUGCACUCCACUUACAUGCAUGUAGCACUCUUAAUUUAUCAGACUUGGAAACAUGGCCUAGAGGUGGUGGGGAAGGCUUUGAAGUCAGAGGACUCCUUUCCUUUCCUCUUUUAAUUAUUUAACAUUACGUCUCAGCAAGUCCUUGGACGCAUGAUGGAACUAUUAUUUGUGUUAUUGAAAAAUGGGAUUGUGACAGUUAUCCUACUUUUGUAGCAAAGAUUAAGAGCUUUAUGGUGGAGAAAAUGCUUUUUAAUGGAUGGAGCUUAUUUUCACACAUUGUAUUCACUUGUUUCAAUUUAUUUUCCCCUUUUGGAAGAAGACUAAUAUUAGCUAUUAACAUUAAUAAUAUUAACAUUGUUGAUUAAAGGUGUUGUCUGGUUAUUGCUUCUUUGGCACAGGCUACACACAGAAUAACAAAUGCAAAUUCAACAUGAUCUAAAACAAGUGACCGUUUGAAUUAUUUAUAAUUAUUGUACUUGUAAAAAGGAGAAUGAGCAGAUUAGUAUGGAGUUUAGAGUUUGCAAUAAAGCAAUUCUUUCCAUGUCCAUAUUUUUCUUUAUGCAGAUCAACACAACUGUUUGUUAUAGAGAGAUGUUUUUAUGUUUCAGGUAUGUCAAUUAAGUGCAGUUCAAAAAUUCAGCAGCAAUUAAAAAUCGUUUUUUUUUUUGUUUUUUUUUUUUGAGGUGGAAUAAGCAUCGUUAUUAUAGUUACCUCUUCUCCAUAGGUUAGCAGUUAGAGUUGUCACUUUUAUUGAUUGGCUGGAUGGGUGAAAUGCUCCAAUGAAAGACUGUAUUUUUGUCUAGAAUGAGUCAUUAGCAUGCAGUUGAACUUGUUAACUCAGCACCUCUAAUCCUGUGUAAGAGUGACAGUUUGACCCUGUUGGUCUGGUACACAAGGAGCUAUGUAAAGUUGUUGUAUUUUUGUUUAUAUGAAAAGCUGUUCAAGUCUGUUCGAGUGUCUUUAGGGGUUGGCUACUUGUUGUUUGUACAUAUUUCAAUAUUUUUCUCUUCUACUUCACAAUUAAAACAAACUUGUCCCUGAAUAUAAAA